Molecule: messenger RNA, 2299 nt
Organism: Sorex fumeus (smoky shrew)
Lineage: Eukaryota; Metazoa; Chordata; Mammalia; Eulipotyphla; Soricidae
Gene: TAF6
Product: TATA-box binding protein associated factor 6
Exons: 13
Coding region: 57-2204 (715 amino acids)
Biological process (GO): RNA polymerase II preinitiation complex assembly; transcription initiation at RNA polymerase II promoter
Cellular component (GO): SAGA complex; SLIK (SAGA-like) complex; transcription factor TFIID complex
Molecular function (GO): transcription coactivator activity; RNA polymerase II general transcription initiation factor activity; protein heterodimerization activity
Source: RefSeq, a predicted model, not a curated record
UCUCCUCACCCCCCCCCCCCACAGCACCCUGCAGGGAGGGCAGGAGCAGCUGCAGGAUGGCCGAGGAGAAGAAGCUGAAACUCAGCAACACGGUGCUGCCGUCCGAGUCGAUGAAGGUGGUGGCUGAGUCCAUGGGCAUUGCCCAGAUCCAGGAGGACACGUGCCAGCUGCUGACGGACGAGGUCAGCUACCGCAUCAAGGAGAUUGCCCAGGACGCCUUGAAGUUCAUGCACAUGGGGAAGCGGCAGAAGUUGAGCACCAGCGACAUCGACUACGCCUUAAAGCUGAAGAAUGUCGAGCCGCUGUAUGGCUUCCAUGCCCAGGAGUUCAUUCCCUUCCGCUUUGCCUCCGGUGGGGGCCGGGAACUCUACUUCUACGAGGAGAAAGAAGUGGAUCUGAGUGACAUCAUCAACACGCCUCUACCCCGGGUGCCCCUGGACGUCUGUCUCAAAGCUCACUGGCUGAGCAUCGAAGGCUGCCAACCUGCCAUCCCCGAGAACCCACCUCCAGCUCCCAAGGAGCAGCAAAAGGCUGAGGCCACAGAACCCCUCAAGUCGGCCAAGCCGGGCCAGGAGGAAGACGGGACCCUGAAAGGCAAAGGCCAGGGGGCCGCCCCAGCCGACAGCAAAGGGAAGGAGAAGAAGGCGCCGCCCCUGUUGGAGGGCGCCCCUCUGCGCCUCAAGCCCCGCAGCAUCCACGAGUUGUCCGUGGAGCAGCAGCUGUACUACAAGGAGAUCACUGAGGCCUGUGUGGGGUCAUGUGAGGCCAAGCGAGCGGAAGCUCUGCAGAGCAUCGCCACCGACCCCGGGCUCUACCAGAUGCUCCCACGAUUCAGCACCUUUAUCUCCGAGGGGGUCCGCGUAAACGUGGUGCAGAACAACCUGGCGUUGCUCAUCUACUUGAUGCGCAUGGUCAAGGCGCUGAUGGACAACCCCACGCUGUAUCUGGAAAAAUACGUGCACGAGCUCAUCCCGGCUGUGAUGACAUGCAUCGUGAGUAGACAGCUGUGCCUGCGGCCCGACGUGGACAACCACUGGGCGCUGCGUGACUUUGCCGCCCGCCUCGUGGCCCAGAUCUGCAAGCACUUCAGCACCACCACCAACAACAUCCAGUCGCGCAUCACCAAGACCUUCACCAAGAGCUGGGUAGACGAGAAGACCCCGUGGACCACGCGUUACGGCUCCAUCGCAGGCCUGGCCGAGCUGGGACAUGACGUAAUCAAGACCCUCAUCCUGCCGCGGCUGCAGCAGGAGGGGGAGCGGAUCCGUGCGGUGCUCGACGGCCCGGUGCUCAGCAACAUCGACCGCAUCGGCGCCGACCACGUGCAGAGCCUCCUCCUGAAACACUGUGCCCCGGUGUUGGCAAAACUGCGGCCGCCGCCUGACAAUCAGGACACCUACCGCGCCGAAUUUGGGUCCCUCGGGCCCCUCCUCUGCUCGCACGUGGUCAAGGCCCGGGCCCAGGCGGCGCUGCAGGCACAGCAGGUCAACAGGACCACACUGACCAUCACACAGCCACGGCCCACGCUCACCCUCUCUCAGGCCCCCCAGACUGGCCCUCGCACCCCCGGUUUGCUCAAGGUCCCCGGCUCCAUCGCGCUGCCCAUGCAGACGCUGGUGUCGGCCCGAGCUGCCGCCCCGCCGCAGCCAUCCCCGCCUCCCACCAAGUUCAUCGUCAUGUCCUCGUCCUCCAGUGCCUCGUCCACCCAGCAGGUCUGUGAGGCCCCGGCUCGAAGCCGGGGGGCCCCAUUAGCUCAGAGCGGGGCAGGGGGGCAGUGGGCAGGCAGCCCCCCACGUUCCUCACGGAUGGGUGCAGGAGGGCCAUGCAGUCGGCUCAGCCUGGCCUGCCCCCAGGUCCUGUCCCUCAGCACCUCGGCCCCCGGCUCUGGCUCCACCACCACAUCCCCCGUCACCACCACAGUCCCCAGUGUGCAGCCCAUCGUGAAACUGGUCUCCACCGCCACCUCGGCGCCCCCCAGCACCGCCCCCUCUGGGCCCGGCAACGUCCAGAAGUACAUCGUGGUCUCGCUCCCCACAACUGGCGAGGGCAAAGGGCCCACCUCGCACCCGUCUCCCGCCCCUGCCUCAGCCCUGUCCCCGCUGGGGGGCAGCGCCCUCUGCGGGGGGAAGCAGGAGGCGGGGGAGAGCCCCCCGCCAGCGCCUGGGACUCCAAAGGCCAACGGCUCACCCCCACCCGCACCUUGACCCCGCGCCCCGUGGGAGCGAAGGCGCCGCUGCUUCCCUGCGUUACUUUUUAGACACUGUACAGCCAAUUCCGCGGAAUAAAAGUUCCAUUUGUA